Melitaea cinxia (Glanville fritillary) is the source of this 1269-nucleotide messenger RNA. RefSeq names its product steroid receptor seven-up, isoforms B/C (gene svp). Gene Ontology annotation, molecular function: RNA polymerase II cis-regulatory region sequence-specific DNA binding; nuclear receptor activity; zinc ion binding. The record is from RefSeq and is a predicted model, not a curated record. The transcript is spliced from 4 exons. The annotation marks the transcript as partial. Gene Ontology annotation, biological process: cell differentiation; anatomical structure development; regulation of transcription by RNA polymerase II. Lineage: Eukaryota; Metazoa; Arthropoda; Insecta; Lepidoptera; Nymphalidae.
CGCGCGCCACCGCGUUUCAACCCGGCGACCGCAACCGGCAUCAUCACGCACGGAGCGCUAGUAUACGGCGGGGUCGGAGGCCCAGGGCUCUGCCCUCCGAGAGCCUCCGACCUCCCGCCUCUGGAACUCGGGUUCCGAGGUAGCUGGCGGGAAGACGAGCUACUACCUUCUACACCCGCCAGUCAAGCCGCGUCGACGCAGAGCGGUUCCUCCGCGACCGAUAAAGGCCAGAAUGUGGAGUGCGUCGUGUGCGGAGAUAAGUCCUCCGGGAAGCACUAUGGCCAGUUCACUUGUGAGGGCUGCAAAUCGUUUUUCAAGAGGUCCGUAAGAAGAAAUCUGACGUACUCCUGUAGAGGGAACAGGAAUUGUCCCAUCGACCAGCACCACAGAAACCAAUGCCAAUAUUGCCGACUGAGGAAAUGUCUCAAAAUGGGCAUGAGGAGGGAAGCUGUUCAAAGAGGUCGAGUUCCGCCCACGCAGCCUGCAGGUCUCGCUCUGCCAGGUCAAUUCGCCCUCGCGAAUGGGGACCCAGCUGCCGGUCUAAACAGCCAUCCCUACCUAUCCUCAUAUAUCUCGCUCCUUCUUAGAGCGGAACCUUACCCCACCUCGAGAUACGGCCAGUGCGUCCAACCCACUAAUGUCAUGGGCAUAGACAAUAUUUGCGAACUAGCAGCAAGAUUACUAUUCUCGGCCGUAGAAUGGGCGAGAAAUAUACCCUUCUUCCCUGAACUCCAAGUGACGGACCAAGUCGCGUUAUUACGGCUCGUCUGGUCCGAACUAUUCGUCCUCAACGCAUCGCAGUGUUCAAUGCCCCUCCACGUAGCGCCUCUACUCGCUGCCGCCGGCCUCCACGCCUCCCCGAUGGCGGCCGACCGAGUAGUGGCGUUCAUGGACCACAUAAGAAUAUUCCAAGAGCAAGUGGAGAAGCUAAAAGCUCUCCACGUGGACUCGGCGGAGUAUUCCUGUCUGAAGGCCAUCGUACUCUUCACGACAGACGCAUGCGGCUUGUCAGACGUGCCACAUAUAGAAAGCCUUCAAGAAAAAUCUCAGUGCGCGCUAGAAGAGUACUGCCGGAGUCAAUACCCCAACCAGCCAACGCGUUUCGGCAAACUCCUACUGAGACUGCCUUCGUUACGGACCGUCAGCUCACAAGUCAUAGAGCAGCUGUUCUUCGUGAGGCUAGUGGGCAAGACGCCCAUCGAGACCUUGAUAAGGGAUAUGUUGCUGUCGGGGAGUUCGUUCUCGUGGCCGUACAUGGCGACCAUGUGA